CGCUGCGACCUAACUUCAUAAAUAUCGUUCUCAGUGUUAAGUGCCCGUGUAAACCCUAUACCGUCCCAUACCUACCUUAACACCGCAAUGCCAGUGUUCCCAGUUCAAGGUUCCGACGUGAUCGCGUCGAGGUGCUAACAAAAAGGGCCUCCAGCGUCACGUAAUCGAAACAACUAACUCUAUAUAUUUUUUAUCGUUGAUCUUUCACCUUCAAUGCAAAAUAAUAUCUUAUCAUAAUUUACCUGUCAUGUAGUAACUUAUGAUCGAAAUCUUUUUAGUCCUCACAAAUAACUUUCAAUUGAGAUAUGUGUGUGGUAAAGUAGUAAUGAACGUUAUGAAAAAGAUGAAGAAGCGAGAUCGUAAAGUGAAACAAGAUGUAGCGGUGGGACAAAAGCUGGAACCUAAAGGACCAAGGCCUGUAAGAGGAGUGAAACAUGGAGGAACAAAGUCUGUGCCUUCGUCAGGAAUGGGUCUCCGAGAUCGCGGCAAACGCUCUGGUGUUGAAGCAGUUAAACUCCACUUACAAACCACGGGAUUCACUGGUAGGACUUCGCGGUCUGCCACAUCGGUACGCAAGACAAGCAUCCGAAUGACUGCCAUCAAGGAAUACCCCUUCGACCUGAGCGACCUGCAGAAAAGCGAGGAGGAGAAGGCUCUGCACCAGCCUCCAAAGCCCACUGAUGCUCCCGCUAGACCCAGAUCUUCAAUCAGCUCCCACACUAAUACAGAUGUUAAGAGGAGAGUUUCCAUCAUGGCCGACGAAAAUAGUAAAGACCGGGAAAAUCAGCCUUCGGAAAGGAAUGGCCGUUUGUCAGCCCAAGCGGAGGGCCCGUCGCGGCGAAAAAGCAACCUCCAUAAUGCCAUGACUGCCGAAAUCGACUCUUCCUGGGAUCGAGGACAACACAUCGAAGGCAGGUUUAAAAAAUAUUCCACCACAUCCUCAGUGUACUCCAAAAAAGCAUUUUCACAACAGAGCGAUCACAUCGAAAGAUCCUGGUGGUACGCGUGUUGUGCUAGUUGUCAUCAAGAAGACGCCGGAAUUCCCUCGUGGGAACCACCACUCUGGCAAAAAGUAUGCCCCUACCCACUGUGUCCUUCAUACCGGCAAUUCGCCCAGACUCUAUCAGUAUUCCUUAUUGGUAUAUUGAUAUGGGUAUUAGUAUGGAUAGUAAUGGGCAGUACAGCCGCACCUGGCGGCCAGCUGUUCAUGCUGGCAGCGCUCACGAUCGCUGCGCACUUCGGCGGCUGGCUCAUGGUGAAAAUAACCACGCUGCCCCCCCUCAUUGGCAUGCUGAUCAUUGGAAUCGUCCUCAAGAACGUCGGCUUUGUAGAUUUUGAUGAAGAUUAUUUACACGUCACUUCUUACAUUAGAAAAAUAGCUUUAACCAUAAUUUUAACUCGAGCUGGUUUGGAUUUGGACCCGGUUGCGAUGAAGAAGAUUUUCCUAACUGUGAUCAAGUUGGCGCUGGUGCCGUGGACCUUCGAGUGCUGUCUGUGUGCCGUCAUGUCACAUUUUCUUCUUUCACUACCUUGGGAUUGGGCAUUUCUCCUGGGUUCUGUAGUGGCAGCAGUUUCCCCCGCAGUGGUGGUACCAUGCCUAUUCCGUCUGCGUGGUAAGGGCUACGGUGUCAGCAAGGGCAUACCGACAUUAGUACUUGCAGUAUCUGGUAUCGAUGACGCUGCCAGUGUCGCUGUUUUUGGCAUCGUUUCGGCUAUCAUGUUCGCUACAUCUUCGCUUACUAUGAAUAUUGUGCAAGGACCUCUAAGCGUGAUCGGUGGCGUAGCGUUCGGCGUUUUGUGCGGCUACCUUCUCAAGUAUGUCCCGGAGAGGAAUGACGCUUUCCUAGUGCCUCUAAGGGUGCUAAUGCUUCUUACUGGUGGACUUGUCUCCGUGCUUGGUUCCGAGGAAGUUGGAUGGGGUGGCGCUGGACCACUAGCAGUGAUAGCAUCCGCAUUUAUUGCGUGCAAGAAUUGGACGGAGAUGGGCUGGGAAUUGGAAGACAACCCUGUUGCCACAGCCUUCGAGAUCUUCUGGAUGUUCUUCGAGCCUAUGCUUUUCUCCGUCACUGGUGCUCAAGUUGUUAUCAAGGAGCUGGAGCCACGCCUGGUACUGAUUAGCGCUGGCAUCCUGCUGACCUGCACAGUACUUCGAGCACUCCUCACCAGUGCUUGCGCCGUGCGCAGCAACCUCAACACUAAGGAGAAGUUCUUUGUUGGCCUUUCCUGGAUGGCCAAAGCCACAGUACAGGCAGCAUUAGGCACAGUUGCCCUGGAUGAAGUGAAGAAGAUGUACGCUGUAACCGGGGAAGAUCCGCCAGCCGAACUUAUAGAAUACGCCGAGAUCGUCAUUACCGUAUGCAUCAUGUCCAUCGUCAUUACAGCACCCGUCGGUGCUAUUGUCAUUACCAUCGCCGGUCCCCGACUGCUCUCCAAAACAACCAAGCCUCCAGUGCUGGAAGGCUGGAGAAGAUCACACCGUCCAUCGAUUCGCGACAUUUCGAUCAUCGAUGAAGAAGAGAUGGGAGAGAAAGAUGCCGAAGCGGAAGAAUCCUCGCCCCCGGCCAGCCCCACCCCCGCCGCCUACAGCACACCCACAGCAGCGCCGAUCACCGUCCAACCCAACCACAGGACCUGACCUCACUACUACCGUCCACACUACUUCCUCACUUACGCUUGUUUUGAGUAUAUUUACAGGUACGCCCAUAGCGUGCGUCUUCGCUUCAUGGCUGAUACUAACUAUCAAAACAUAGACAGAAAACGAAGAAAAAUGAAAU
Messenger RNA from Hyposmocoma kahamanoa, 2774 nucleotides. RefSeq names its product sodium/hydrogen exchanger 9B2-like. The record is from RefSeq and is a predicted model, not a curated record. Gene Ontology annotation, cellular component: membrane. Gene Ontology annotation, molecular function: antiporter activity. NCBI's taxonomy places the organism in Eukaryota, Metazoa, Arthropoda, Insecta, Lepidoptera, Cosmopterigidae. Bases 260 to 2635 code for a protein of 791 amino acids. The transcript has 13 exons. Gene Ontology annotation, biological process: proton transmembrane transport.